Molecule: messenger RNA, 704 nt
Organism: Triticum urartu
Lineage: Eukaryota; Viridiplantae; Streptophyta; Magnoliopsida; Poales; Poaceae
Source: RefSeq, a predicted model, not a curated record
CCCUACACACAAAUAUACACGUACAUAAUAUACUCAACAACCUUAACACAAACAGCAUCAAGGGCGUCAUACUUGACAUGUUCGUGGCUGGAACCGGCACGUUGGCGUCAUCGCUGGAUUGGGGUAUGUCUGAGCUCAUGCGGAAUCCAAGGGUGAUGGACAAGUUGCAGCGUGAGAUCCGAGAGGCGUUCUGUGGCAGGGCGACCAUCAGUGAAGGCGACAUCGAGGCCAGCGAGCUCCCAUACCUGAAGCUUUUCAUCAAGGAGAACCUCCGGCUACACCCGCCAGCGCCACUCCUGGUGCCCCGGGAGUGCGUCGAGGCCUGUGAGGUCGACGGAUACCUGAUUCCCGCGGGUUCACGCCUUGUCAUAAAUGCAUCGGCUAUUGGGAGAGAUCCAAGGUAUUGGGAGGACGCUCAAGAAUUCAAGCCCGAGCAGUUUGAGGACAGUUCCGUCGAUUUCACAGGGAGCAACUACGAGUUUCGGCAGUUCGGGGCCAGACAGAGGAUGUGUCCGGGCAUAUCCUAUGGGCUCCCAGUCUUGCAAAUGGCGCUUGUACAACUCUGCUACCACUUCAACUGGUCCCUGCCUGAGGGCAUCACCGAGGUGGACAUGACGGAGAGGGGUGGCCUUGGUCUGCGCCGCAAGUUGCCUCUCCGGCUCUGUGCCAAGUCAUUUGUCCCCGAGUCAGUGUAUGAAAUAUAA